CCUGCGGACAAGUUAGGGUUUGGAGUUUGUUCGAAAGAGCUGACACCUCGCAGUUCAACCGCAACCGAAGCCCGUAGCAUACUUCACGUCGGUUCUUUUUCAUCAACAAUGGCGGAACAGACUGAGAAGGCAUUUCUUAAGCAACCAAAGGUAUUCUUAUGCUCAAAGAAGUCUGCUAAGGGAAAUAGGCCUGGCAAGGGAGGUAACCGCUUUUGGAAGAAUAUUGGUCUUGGAUUUAAGACUCCAAGGGAGGCUAUUGAAGGGACCUAUAUUGACAAGAAGUGCCCAUUCACUGGUACUGUCUCUAUUAGAGGUCGUAUCUUAGCAGGCACGUGCUACAGCGCAAAGAUGAAUAGAACCAUUAUUGUGCGGCGUGACUACCUUCACUAUGUGAAGAAGUAUCAAAGAUAUGAGAAGAGGCAUUCCAACAUUCCUGCACAUAUCUCGCCAUGCUUUCGCGUGAAGGAAGGCGAUCAUGUCAUCAUUGGACAAUGCAGGCCAUUGGCAAAGACUGUCAGAUUCAAUGUGUUGAAAGCUAUUCCAGCUGGGUCUACUGGUGGUUCCAAGGGAAAGAAAGCUUUUGCUGCGCUUUGAGGUUUUCUAGAGUUCACCAAAGAUAACUGGUAGAUUGUAGCGUAUGCCAGUUUUGAGUUUAUUACAAAGCUUUAAAGCUAUGAGAAAAAUUUCAGCCUUCCAAUAGUUUUUAUCAUUCAUGGUUACAUAAUUUUCUUAGUGAUAUUUUUUUGGAAUUCUGAUUAUCUAAUUGAGCUUGAAGCCUUAACAAAAUUUCCUUCAAUUUGGCACUUCUAAAUAUUAUAUAGUUCUAUGUAGUUAUCUUCUUUGUUGCAAAAAAGCUUGCAUGUUCAAGCAGC
This is a messenger RNA of Dendrobium catenatum, 872 nucleotides long. RefSeq names its product 40S ribosomal protein S11. Bases 109 to 594 code for a protein of 161 amino acids. Gene Ontology annotation, cellular component: cytosolic small ribosomal subunit; ribosome. NCBI's taxonomy places the organism in Eukaryota, Viridiplantae, Streptophyta, Magnoliopsida, Asparagales, Orchidaceae. The transcript has 6 exons. Gene Ontology annotation, molecular function: structural constituent of ribosome. Gene Ontology annotation, biological process: translation. The record is from RefSeq and is a predicted model, not a curated record.